Cynara cardunculus var. scolymus (artichoke) is the source of this 1242-nucleotide messenger RNA. RefSeq names its product F-box/kelch-repeat protein At3g23880-like. Lineage: Eukaryota; Viridiplantae; Streptophyta; Magnoliopsida; Asterales; Asteraceae. The record is from RefSeq and is a predicted model, not a curated record. The coding region runs from base 1 to 1242 and encodes 413 amino acids. The transcript is spliced from 2 exons. Gene Ontology annotation, molecular function: protein binding.
AUGGCCGGCCACCUCCCAAUGGAAGUGAUCGUCGAAAUCCUCUCAAGGUUACCAUCAAAAUCGCUUCUUCGUUGCCGAUCGAUGUGCAAGUCUUGGCUGUCUUUGAUCUCUUCUGCCGAAUUCAAGCUCAUGCAUCUUAACAAUUUCAACCAACAAAAUCCUCGCAAUCUUGUCCGUCGCUUCGAGUGGAGGGAGAACAAGGAAGUGUAUAGUGUGCAUUUCGACGAUGAAGCUUUAACUGUGGAUCGCGGUACCCUCGUUGAAUUCCCCUUCCAUCGUAACCGUCAUAUCAUCUUCUAUUUUAGGAUAAUUGGGUGUUGCAACGGUGUUAUUUGUCUCUCUGAUGAUAAAUGCGAAUCUAGAGAAGAUAAAAUCAUUCUCUGGAAUCCUUCAAUUAGAAGGAAUGUAACCCUAAUUCCUCCCAUGUUUCGAUCAAGCAAUAUGGAAGACAUGUUACUUGUUUUCGGGUUUGGCUAUGAUAAGAUGUCUGGUGAUUAUAAGGUAGUCAGAUUGGCCUACGAUGAUUGUUCCAUCACUAGACCUCAGGUUGAGGUUUACACUGUGAAAACUGCCAUUUGGAGGGCAGUUGGGUUUCCUCAUGAUUUGCCUUGCUUCUCUAUCCUUCCCAAUUGGUCACAAGUGUUUUUCAAUGGAUCCAUGCAUUGGAUAGCAUGUGAUUUGACACCUGGAGUCUCACGUUGCUCAAUCAUGACAUUUGACAUAAGGACCGAGCUUUUUGCAGAAAUUCAGUUGCCUGAAUCUUUACUGCAAGAGUCCGCAAUGAGUUUGGAGAUUGCUGUAGUUCGAGAAUCUUUGGCUGUGAUCUAUUCUAGCCGUCAUAGUCAUAGUUUUCCAUGGUCAGGCCCAAGUACCUAUAAGAUAUGGGCUAUGAAGGAGUAUAAGAACCCUGCCUCUUGGACAAUGAUAUAUAAUAUGCAUUAUCCCACUAAAGAUGUAGGGAGAGUUUUGCGUCUUAGAAAGAACGGUGAUAUGAUCACCGGAUCUAGAUAUGGGGAUUUGAUGAUUCAUACAGACAAUGUGGGAUAUUAUGUGUAUGCUUCUUGUACUGGGUUUAUUAUUGAAGACUCGAUUUAUAUUGACAUAUACCAACAAAGUCUAGCUUUGUUGGAUGUUGAGCCUGACGUUCAGAGUGAAGAGAUGAAGGGUGAACAAGGAAGGGCGGAAGAGUAUCACGAUGAGUCGCUAGGUACCCUGUUCCGUGGCUUGGUGAAUGAGAAUUAA